Messenger RNA from Alligator sinensis (Chinese alligator), 1999 nucleotides. It is a transcript of the gene SNTA1, whose product is annotated as syntrophin alpha 1. Gene Ontology annotation, cellular component: intracellular anatomical structure; sarcolemma; dystrophin-associated glycoprotein complex. The transcript is spliced from 7 exons. The record is from RefSeq and is a predicted model, not a curated record. Gene Ontology annotation, molecular function: structural molecule activity; protein binding. Bases 38 to 1225 code for a protein of 395 amino acids. NCBI's taxonomy places the organism in Eukaryota, Metazoa, Chordata, Crocodylia, Alligatoridae.
UCUUUUCUCUUUGCUUUAAGGUGGACGUGAGAAUAAAAUGCCCAUUUUGAUUUCCAAGAUUUUUAAGGGGCUGGCUGCAGAUCAGACUGAGGCGCUGUAUGUGGGAGAUGCUAUCCUCUCUGUCAAUGGGACCGAUCUUUCUGAGGCUACGCAUGAUGAGGCUGUGCAAGCACUGAAAAAGACUGGCAAGGAGGUUAUCCUUGAGGUGAAAUACAUGAGGGAGAUCUCACCGUACUUCAAGAACUCCUCCUCUGGGGCAACAGUCAGCUGGGACCCCUUGCCAGCUGCCUCCCUUCAGAAGCAAGCCUCCCCCAUCCUGUCCUUGCGAGACCUCAAGGAAGGGAAGAACAUCCCCUUAAAAAUGUGCUAUGUGUCAAGGAAAUGUCUCCCCAACGACCCAGAGCACAGGUACUUGGAAGUCUGCUCGGCAGAUGGACGUAUUCCCCUCUUCCUAAGAGCUAAGGACGAAGUGAAUGCCCAGUCCUGGUUCAACGCUAUUCAGACCAGCGCUAACACCUUGCUGCCCAGAGUCAAAGAGGAGCUGCGAGCCCUGCUGGCAGGGGCUGGGGUUGCUGGAAGUAAAGAGAUCAAGCAUGUUGGCUGGCUUACUGAGCAGCUCCCCAGCAGUGGGACAAAGAACAUUCUUGCCAUCCUCACAGAGAAGGACCUUCUGUUUUACUGCAGCCUCCCACAACACAGGGACACCCUGAACAAGCCAAUGCACAACUACCCUCUCAUAGCCACCAGGCUUGUGCACUCUGGCCCAUCCAAGAGCUCCCUCCUCUAUGACUCAGAGCUCUCAUUUGUCUUGCGGACUGGAACCAAGAAGGGGGUGGAGACCCACUUGUUCAGCGUGGAGACACACCGCGACCUGGCAAUAUGGACACGGAUCCUGGUGGACGGCUGUCACAGCGCGGCUGAGUUCAUUCAGGAAGUCUCAACAGCCUGUACAUGGAAUGGGCGGGACUGCACCUUCUCUAUCCACAUAGACAAGGGCUUCACGAUUUUCACAAUGGAGCCUGGCCUCAGCAAGACCAUCCUGCUGCAGCAGCCAUUUGAGAAGCUGCAGAUGUCCUCAGACGAUGGAACCAAGAUGCUCUACCUGGACUUUGGCGCCUCAGAGGGAGAGAUUCAACUGGACCUUCACUCCUGCCCCAAGACCAUUGUCUUCAUUAUCCACUCAUUCCUAUCAGCCAAAGUGACCCGGCUCGGGUUGUUGGCAUAGGGACACAGGAAGCAGCCACAGAGAGAAGAAUCCAACUCAUACAAGAUCUGUGCACUAUGGUGAUUCUGUCAUGACCUAACCAAAACAAAAGCCAUUCAGAUGAGACUAGAAUGACCAGGUAACACAUGACAGCCAAGGAAAACCACUAACCAUCCAGGAAGACUGAAGUAAUAAGCGCCAUUGAUGGGGAUUCUUUCAGGCAGCAUUGGAAUGGGAAGAGUCACUCACUGACCAUGGAGAUGGGACAACUCUAGGAUGUUAUUCAACAGCAGCGAAUGUUUUCAUUUCUGAUAGCAUCACUCAAAACAAGCUUGAAAAAUAUCCAUUUAAGUCACAGCACCACCCAACAACCCACCACUCUAGUGCCUUGCAAGAUGAUAUUUUCUGUACAAAGAAUCAGUUUGUAUCAAUGUUUUAUAUUUAUAUGGCCCAGUUAUAAAUGAUGAAGUGUUAGCUUUCUGUCCCUCUAUGUCUAGCCCCAUUGUAAACCUAAAUUGUGGUAGAUUAGAUACACUUCACUGUUUUCCCAGAAACCUAUUUAGAGAACACCCGGACCGGAGACCUGAGCCAACUUUGUCUUGUUUAACAGAUGUGAACUAAAAAGUAUUAAAUAUAUUUGCCAACUUUUUCAACUUCGUAGCUAAUUAUAGGAGCCAUAAUUUAAAAACACUUUUUAUUAAUUAGCUUUGUAGGAUUAUUUUUCUUUAGCUAACUCCUGUACCCUUGAUACUCUCAUUUCUCAUCUUAAUUUUUUUGGGGGGGGGGGGGGGGGGG